Molecule: messenger RNA, 1651 nt
Organism: Daphnia pulex (common water flea)
Lineage: Eukaryota; Metazoa; Arthropoda; Branchiopoda; Diplostraca; Daphniidae
Exons: 4
Coding region: 248-1651 (467 amino acids)
Biological process (GO): SCF-dependent proteasomal ubiquitin-dependent protein catabolic process
Cellular component (GO): SCF ubiquitin ligase complex
Source: RefSeq, a predicted model, not a curated record
UUGUUGUGUUCAGUGUUUGCAACAUUAGCAAAAGUUAGCUAGGCCCUGUAGCAAAGUUUUAUUGAAUUUUAACAUAGGCUGAAGUGAAUUUCUUUUAUGAAGAAGUGAAUUUAUUUUCUCGAAAUGCCUAUUUGAAUCUUUCUUUCCCUUCCCCCGAGUGCAUUUCCCGAGUUUUAGUUCCCCGACCCCCGAGUUUUAGUGAUACCACUUGGAUCUUGGUCAACUGACACCAUUUUCAAACGUCACCAUGCCAAGAGUGUCUGAAACCAAAAGUCUCGUUAAACUGUGCAUAAAAUGUAUUACAAAUGCCAUUGAAAGUAGUAAAUUUGCAGCUGACCCUUCAUCAGUUAAUGGGUAUGGCGAUGUGACCACUGUCAAUUCUUUAUUUAUCUGCAAUGAUGCAUUUCAUCAAUUACCUGCUGUGCUUGUGGAAGAAAUCAUGCAAUCUUUCAUCAGCUCCCAAAAACUUAAACAUCCAAAUAUUCUAAGUUAUCUCAUCACCCCACAAAUUCAACGUUUAACUUUUCCUGUGUACUUUGAUGGUUACUUGAGUUUUUUCCCCAAGCUUGAAAAUUUGCAUAUAUUACACCUUCAAAAAACGCUAGUGGAUGACAGCGGUUUACAAAAUAUUGGGAUUUAUUGUUCUCAAUUAAGGUCACUCAAUUUAAAUUUUUGCAGUUACGUGACAGACGAUGGAAUUCGAUGGCUUUGUGCUGGUGUUGAUUUUCCGGGAAUGGGGAAAUCAAAACUUUGCAAGACCAUCCAAAAAUUAAGUAUUGUUUUUACUAGUGUUACAAAGCAAGGAAUUCAAGUUGCGCUACAAAAUUUGUUGUCCUUGAAGGUCCUUGAAAAUAUUUAUAUUGUAGAUGCAUUGGUAGAGUUAUCCCAAUCAGCGAUAGAUUCAAAGCAGCCCGGUCGUUAUAAUAAUAUGUUCUCAAUCUCUACCUUGUACACUUCUGAUGCACCCUACAAAGACAACAGUCUUCCACUAGCGCUCUCCUUAUGCCAUUCAAUUAAUAAUGUUUCAAUUUGUGUCACAAAGGACCUCAAAGACAGGGACCUUUUAUGUUUAUUGUCCAUUAAGUCCCUUCAUAAAAUUGACAUUUAUAGGUCUAGAUUGUGGGUAGGCCUACCAAACGAAACUGGAAUCACGUUUGAUGGUUGUGUGGUUCCACUUCUCAAAGUAUUUGGAAGAUCUUUGAAGACUCUCAUGUUGGAAAGUUUACAUUUAGUCUGUAUUUCCAGCAUAAUCGAAUUUUGCCCAAAUUUAACUACUUUGUACAUCGGCGGUGUCUUGGGCUCGUUUAAGAAAGAAAGAGAUCUCUUCAAGAUCGAGAAGAAGCCGCCUAUUUUGAAAGAACUGAAAGUGUUAUAUUGUGUUGCAUAUAUUCCAGUCGAUAUUAUUAUGUUACUAUGGGGCUCUUCGGGAUCUACCGUCAAAUAUCACCAGUUUGAGCACCUUAAAAAGCUUGAACUAGUUUAUUGUAGUUCAGUGACGGGUAGUGGUAUCGAAGCGUUUUUGGUUAAUGGCUGCAAUUCUCUAGAAACCAUGAACCUCAAAGGGUGUACAAAUCUUAGGUUCCAAACCUAUACGGAUUUGUGUUCCCUUAUUGCCAAGAAAAAUUGGGAUUUGAAUAUUUCCAUAGAAUAA